GGGAGCCCCCUGGUCAUGGACCCCAACAGCAUCUGCCGCAAGUCGAAGCGGCUGGCGGGGAAGCAGUCGGAGCUGUGCCAGCUGGAUCCAGAGAUCGUGCAGGAGGUGGCCAAAGGCACCAAGCUCGGUGUCCGGGAGUGCCAGUACCAAUUCCGCUUCCGCCGCUGGAACUGCACCAGCCACAGCAAGUACUUUGGCAAGAUCCUGCAGCAGGAUAUCCGGGAGACAGACUUCGUGCAUGCCAUCACGGAGGGCACUCGGAGCCGGUGUCCCCCCUCACCCACGGCAGGUCCUGGCACAGAGGGCACAGCCUGGGAGUGGGGGGGCUGUGGGGAUGACGUGCAGUUCGGCUACGAGAAAUCCCAGCAGUUUAUGGAUGCCAAGAGCAAGAAAGGCAAAAAUGACAUCCGAGCUCUUAUCGACCUGCACAACAACGAAGCCGGGCGCUUGGCGGUGCGCAGCUAUAUGAGGACAGAGUGCAAAUGCCACGGGCUGUCGGGCUCCUGCACCCUGCGGACCUGCUGGCGGAAGAUGCCCCAUUUCCGCGAGGUGGGGGACCGCCUGCUCGAGCGCUUCAACGGGGCUUUCAAGGUGAUGGGGGGCAAUGACGGGAAAACCCUCAUCCCUGUGGGGGACAACAUCAAGCCUCCCGACAAACAGGACCUCAUCUACUCGGCCGACUCGCCUGAUUUCUGCUCGGCUAACCGUAAGACGGGCUCGCUGGGCACCCGGGGCCGCGUCUGCAACAGCACGGCCAUGGACAAAAAAAUGGGGGGCGGGCGAGGCCACCGGGACGAGACAGUGGUGCUGGAGGAGAACUGCCUUUGCCGCUUCCACUGGUGCUGCGUGGUGCAGUGCCGCAAGUGCUCCGUCCGUCAGGAGCUCAGCCUCUGCGUCUGA
Molecule: messenger RNA, 900 nt
Organism: Pelecanus crispus (Dalmatian pelican)
Lineage: Eukaryota; Metazoa; Chordata; Aves; Pelecaniformes; Pelecanidae
Source: RefSeq, a predicted model, not a curated record